CUGGCCUGAACUUUCCACUUAAUUGUGUCUAGUUUACCUGCUCACUUUUUUUGCCACUAUGGUCCACCGUUGCUGUGUCGUGGGGUGCAAUAGCUCAAGCCAUGAAAGGAAAGGGGGAAAGAUAGAAAAUGGGCUGUCUUUCUAUUCCUUUCCUUCUUGGAGGCAACACCAUGGAGACCAAGUGUCAGACAUAACAAAGCGUCGUCGGCUAGCAUGGGUCGCUGCUGUUAGACGACCUAAGAUAACUUUCCACUCGAUCCCGACGUCGAUGAGAGUGUGCUCUCUGCAUUUUCAUUCUGGUAAACCAGCAAAUGAAAUGUACACCUCCCAUUCGGAUUGGGCACCAUCACUGCACUUGGGGCACACAAACGAGAAAGUCUCACGGUACGACAGACCGAAAGCAAGAAAACAGCGAAGGACUGAGAGCAUGGCAGCAAUGGAUGAGACAGCUCUUGUUAUACCAGAUGAGGCAGCAGAUGUCAUCCAAGACGUGGAAGCCAGACCGGAAUGGGCAGCCUUCAGCCAAUAUUGUGCUUCUGACGCCCAAAUAAGAUUCUACACGAAAUUUCCAUCCGGAAGAGUUUUCAAAGUCUUCUGGGAGCAUGUUGCGCCGUCCGCUUCUCGGCUGGUCUAUUGGUGCAAGGCAAGGAGGAUUGGAGCAGAAGCCUUCGCAGCUGUGGGACCCAACCCCUCUCACGGGAUGCCAUUACUUAGUGAAUUUCUCAUCUACUCCAUGCGAGUAGCUGUUGGCAUGAAAGAGCAGGUCAUCGCUGACAUGUUCCAGACGAGCGCAGCCACGGUUAACCAAUUGACCACAACUUGGGCUCAUUACCUCUUCUUUGUUUUGGGCACACCCUCCCUUUGGGUGUCCAGGGACAAAAUAAGGUCAGUUGCACCAGAUGAAGUCAAGAAGCACUGUCCAAAUCUCCGUGUGAUACUCCACUCCGCUGAGAUCGCCGUGGCUGCACCCACCUCCACCGCACACGCCUUGCAAUCUCACACGGUUUCCCCCGAUAAAAACAGAACAACGUUGAAGGCAAUCGUUGGCUUCACCCCCCACGGCUCUGUGUCCUUCCUCUCCAAGCUGUGUGCUGGAAGCCUGUCUGACAAGGAAGUUACACGGUGCAGUGGAAUUCUUCAGUUGUUGGAACCGGGUGAUGAAGUGAUGGCUGACAAAGGCUUUGCCAUUCAUCACCUACUCUCUGAUGUUGAGGCAAAACUUAUCAUUCCACCCUCCAAGCAUUCUGCCCGAUUUACUCAACAGGAGACACAGGCCAUUACCCAGCUCAGAAUGGUUGCCCGGAGGGCAAUGGCCAGGAUUAAAUCCAACCACAUCUGGGACUCCCCUAUACCGCUGACUUUGGUCCUCUCAGUCAGUCAGAUCUGGUGCAAUUGCUGUCUUAUGUCUAACUUUCAAGGACCCUUAUCCUGCUGAGAGUACUUGCUAUACUAAAUAUUAAAUAUUGUGUUUAUUGCACUGUGUAAUAAUGUGUA
Messenger RNA from Engraulis encrasicolus (European anchovy), 1494 nucleotides. RefSeq lists its product as uncharacterized. The transcript is spliced from 3 exons. Bases 59 to 1435 code for a protein of 458 amino acids. The record is from RefSeq and is a predicted model, not a curated record. Lineage: Eukaryota; Metazoa; Chordata; Actinopteri; Clupeiformes; Engraulidae.